Molecule: messenger RNA, 1007 nt
Organism: Vitrella brassicaformis
Lineage: Eukaryota; Vitrellaceae
Source: the annotation of a GenBank genome assembly
AAUGCAUUCAUCUUGGCGUUCUGUGCGCUUGCGGAGGUGCUCUGAGGCUGCUGAGACGUUGGGUAUCAGAGAUCUUGCAAAACUCGUCGGAUUUUAUCGACCCCCUUGACACGAGGAUGGCGCUCAGCGCUGCGGUGUUCGUGCCUGUGGUGGUGUUCACUGUCCUCAACGCCCUCGAGAACAUCCUCCUCCACUCCUUAUCGCGUCAGUCAGUCCACACACGACACGCAACACACACAAGAAAAGAAACUCAUCGUGCAUGAUGUGUUCAAUUUGUUUGGCUGCAGGUGCACGUUCAAGUGCUGUUGGGAAGUGGGGCUGAGCAAGGCGAGGGUCUCAAUGGCGCUGGGGGAGUGUCGAAGGAGACCUCCAUGCAGGUCCUGGCCCGCAGCAGGGCGCAUUCCAACCACACCGAGAUGAUGUCUGUGCACCUGCUGCUUCUCCUGACGAUGGGCGUCUGCCUGGGCACGGAGGGCGGCCUCGCAGGCCUGUCGACGACCGUCCUCUACGUCUACGGGGCCCUAUUCUUUGUCAUGAAGGCGAGAGCGAAAGGCAGAUGCACACAGCCGAACGCGCGCCGGGCCCACAGGCAGGCCGUGUGUGGUUUGUUUGUUUGUUUGUGUGGUCUCUUUGCGAGUGCAGACUCUGCACACGAUUGCGCUGCUGCAGAAGGACUCUUACAAGAAGGUGCACAUAUUCCGACCGGUGGGUGAGGGAGAUGAGGGCUUGCUGACCGACCGACACAUGCCAUGCCAUGCAGCCAGCCAGCCAGCCGGCAGAUUGAUCUUCCACUACACUGACUAAUGUGUGCAGGCCGGCUAUCUGGGUGCGAUCGGAGUCAUGUUGGCCAUGUGUGGUGAGGGAGGAAACAGCGACACAGGAGACAGACACAAGAGAGAAUAGCGGGCAAGGAGGACACCACACUGGGACGCCUGUGUGUGUGUGUGUGUGUGUGUGACUGCAGUGCACUUGACGGUGUUUUGUGUGGCGAAUGCCGCCUGACCUGG